Messenger RNA from Bemisia tabaci, 384 nucleotides. NCBI's taxonomy places the organism in Eukaryota, Metazoa, Arthropoda, Insecta, Hemiptera, Aleyrodidae. The record is from RefSeq and is a predicted model, not a curated record.
AAAACAUGACGCGUGGCACGGUGCCUUCUGUUGGACUAUCUGAGGAUGGACCCGCCCAAAACUCCUUCAUUUCGGAGGAGCGCUUGCACCAAAUUAGGAAGUCCUCUCUUGCUCGAAUAUUCUGUGAUAACUCCGAUAACAUUACUAUGAUGCAGAGGAAUGUGUUCCUGAGACCAUCGACGACUGACAACGAUCUAAUGCCGUGCAGCGAGGAGAUCAUCCCGAAAAUGAAGCUCGAGGCUUGGCGGGAGCAGCACGUCAAACUCAACCGACACAUGUCGUGAAACACCGCUCACGUUGACGAGCUUACUGUGAUGCUGGGACAUGAUACAUAUGUCGCUUUAAAGUUGCCAAUACACCAAAUAAUAAAAACCAAAUAACUGA